This is a messenger RNA of Loxodonta africana (African savanna elephant), 7029 nucleotides long. Its product is annotated as basic salivary proline-rich protein 4-like. The transcript is spliced from 4 exons. NCBI's taxonomy places the organism in Eukaryota, Metazoa, Chordata, Mammalia, Proboscidea, Elephantidae. Bases 1975 to 2325 code for a protein of 116 amino acids. The record is from RefSeq and is a predicted model, not a curated record.
GAGGCUGCAUCUCCUGCCCCCACCCCUCACCCACUGUCACGGGGACAGAGCUUCCGCUGCCUGCACUUGAUGAACCAAGGACAUAGGUGGGGGUCCAGGCCUAGAACAGGACAGGGAUGGCCUCUCCUUGCAGCUCCCCUGCCAGCUUCCUGACCCAGCCCACGGGCAGCAGGACGCCCUCUUCAGCCCUCCAGCAUCCCCUCCCCGCCUCACUCUUCCCGUAAGCUUGGGGUGUCCUGGGGGAGCCCCUUGGAUUCUGCUCUUUCUCCUAAGUCCCGCCUCCCCCACCAGAGCAACAUGGUCUGCUCAGCCCCUAACUCACAGGCCUCUCCCCUCCCCACCUAUCUGGGGCCCUUUCAUCACCCAGUUCCAAGGACCCCUUCUGUGCCAGGGGAGGUAAUCUUACCCCCAGCUCACCCUGGGAAAUCCUGCCAUUUCUUCGCCAUUUCAAAUCAGCCUGGAAGCCAGAAGCCAGGUGGGCCACCUCAAGGCCAGGCUUGGCUGAGCGGUCACAGGGAGGAGCCCAGGCUUGAGGGCAGCUGAAGGGUGGACCCUGCCAGACAGCUUCAAACUGAGGGUCCCAAGCAGGGAUGGGUUACCCAAAGUAAGCAAGGUGGGAACGGGCUGACCUGUGCUUACUAACAUGUAGUGCACAACUUCACCUGUUUUUCACAUUUUUGAUGUGGUGACGCGCUUGUGAAAUCAUUCACUACGGAUUAGUAAGUAAGCACAAUUAAGCCCUUGCAUACAUUGCUUACUGGCUAAUUUACUCCUGGUCCCGUCACUUCUCUGCCUGGGGUGGCUCACACUCAGGCCUCCACUCUGGCCUCCCCCCCAUCAGAUCAUUAUAAAGCAGAAAUCAUAUCACUCUUCUGCUUGAACCUCCCAGAUAAAGUCGCUUUCUCACCAGGGCCUGUGAGGAAGGCCCUUCCACUCCCCUCCUCGCCCAGACUUCUCUGAUGGACUCUCCCUCAGGCCCCUAUUUGGCAGUCUCGCUGGCCAUUGUUCUGGUCCUUGACCCCACCCACAUCACCACCCCCGCCUGGGCCUUUGCACCAGCUGUGCCCUCUGCCUGGGAUGGCCCUUCCCUGUGAUCUCCACGGGAUUGGUUCCCUUGAGCUAUCAAGUGUCCGUUUAGGUGGCAGGUGCUCAGUGUUCUGGUCUGACAACCACCUCCAGCUUGUCCCAGCCUCUCCGCAUAGCAGCUCCUUGUAAUAGUGACCUCUCCGCAUCCAAGCUGAGGGGCCCUUGUUUAUUUAUUUCCACAUAUAGGGUUACCUAGUACUUUAAAAAAAAUUUUUGUUGUUGUUGUUUUUAAUUGUGCUUUAGGUGAAACUUUACAGGCCAAAUUAGUUUCUCAUUCAAAAAUUUAAUAUACAAAUUGUUUUGUGACAUUAGUUGCAAUCCCAGGAAAGGGUCAGCACUCCCCCCCUUUCCACCCUGGGUUCCCCGUGUCCAUUUGUCCAGUCUUCCUGUCCCUUCCUGCCUUCUUGUCUUUGCUUUUGGGCAGGUGUUGCCCAUUUGGUCUAGUAUACUUGAUCUAAAACACACAUUCCACAUGUGUGUUAUUGUAUGUUUUAUAGAUCUGUCUAACAUUUAGCUAGGAAACUCUGGUGGUGUAGUGAUUAAAACUAUGGGUGCUAACUAAAACGUUGGCAGUUUGAAUUCACCAGGCACUCCUUGGGAACUCUCUGGGGCAGUUCUCCUCUGUCCUAUAGGGUCGCUAUAGUCGGAAUUGACUCAAGGGCAAUCUCUGGCUGAAAGGUGAACUUCAGGAGUGGCUUCAGUUCUGAGUUAGCAGGGUGUCCGUGGGCCACAGUCUCAGGGCUGAGCCUUGUUUAUUUGCUGACUGGUUUAUGAUCUCUCCUUCCAACCCCCAGCAUGUGGCAGGCGAGCAGAGGAACAGGGACCUGCCUCUCCUAUCCCCACUGCAUCCCCGGAGGCUGGCACACGGUGUCCCUCUGACCUCAUUGGAUGAGGUGUGGUCGGCUGCAGGGGCUGGUGAACCCGAGACUGGCAGGUCACAGUGCAGGACUCUUGCUCACAGGCUGUGAAGAUCGACGAAUCCCAAAAUCAGCAGGUGUGUACCAGGUGAGACCAGCAGAUGUCCCGCCUGCGAGAGCUCAAGAGCAGCCAGUCUCAUUCAGAUCAGAUCAACCAACCCCGUUCAGUGUCGCCCGCUCCCCCCCACCCCAACCCGGCCUGGGUGAAGGGCCUGCCCCUCGCAGGGGCUCAGAAAGUGCCGAGGGGACCAGGGAGGGGCCAGCUCAGUGCCGAGCCCCCUACGACAAAAAGCCCGGGCCACCAGGGACGCCUAGGCAGUGAUGUCCAGGUGAGGACCUACCUGCUCCCCAAGCCCCUCCCCAGCAGAGCUGCGGGCGCAGAUACCCGGCGCUUUAGGGCGGCCGGGACCACCUGGGAGGGAGCGCGCCUGCGCAGACAACCUGUGGGCGGUGCACCCCGCAGGAUGGGUGGGCAACGUAGAGAGGGGCUUUCAGAGUCGCGGGUACAGGAACACCAACACUGGGAACGGCAACCCAGCUGAGGGACUUGGCCCGGCCCAGCAAGAGACGAGGGAGGCUGAGAACAACGGGGUAGUGUGCAGAGACGCUCGCUUAACGCCGGUGGACGUGACGGUGCCGCCGGGAAGGAGGAGCACUGGAGGUCUUCCUGGAGGAGGGGGUGCUCAACCCAGCAAGUCCGGGAGACCCAGGAGGGGGCGGGGGAGGGGCUCGAGAAGGGAAAUCGCGGACCGAUGAUGUCUGGUUUGUUGUGUAGGAAAGGUCUCUCUCUGGCCACCGUCAUGGCGAAAACACACGGGCCGGGAGGACCCAAGCGGGAAGCUAGGGGGACUGGCGUGUCCAGGAGGGGAACGAGGCCUGAACUCGGACAGGACCCCGGGGUGCGGGAGGGCACGGGGGAGGAGGGCGUGAUGGAGAGGAGCCGCAGGAGACAGCGUCCACAGGGGUAGUGACCAGACUGUGACCCGGGAAGGACUGGAAUUGUUCAUCUGCCCCAAGUCCAGACUGAACGCCUGCCUGGCCAGCCACUCUCCCACCUAUGGGAGCCAGAGGGAGAGAGAUGGGCUACCCGGCCUGUCCAUUCAUGUCUCCAGGACACAGACGGCUGGGCCAGGACUGUGGCAAGACAUUAGCACUGGACUCGGUGCCCCAUCUGGGUCAGGGGUGGCCCUGAGGCCCCUGGGUCAAUCUGACUCUUACCUUCCUGGGCCCAAGGUCCCCACACUCCCUCAAGGGGAAGGGAAAAUAGCUUGGCUGGGGGUUGGGGGCAGGGGACCCAGCCCUCCUCCCUCCUUCCUGGCCGCCCCUCGCACUCCGCACGGGACCCCUCCUCUCACCUGCCCUGUGACAGUGGGGUCCCCAGGCUACAGUGUGGAGCACCUUCAAUUCUGAGGAUACCUAGGGCCCCCCAGGCAGGCCUGGCCUGUGAAGCUGUGCCCCCUUUGCCCUGGAAGAUUCAGUGGGGGCAACUAAGACCCCCAACCAGGGGAGCGAGCCAUGGGUACCCCCACCACCCUGUCCUUCAAACUCUGACCCUCAGGCCACCUGACUGUUGGGACCCUGGGUGUAGGGUCCCAGGUUCAGGCUUUGGCACAGACCUUAAAUUAGACAUGUUCAGCAUUUGUACAAGGAGAGCCCCUAAGGGUGGGCAGGGGAUUCUACAGGGCAUGGGGUUGGGGGAUUGGGCAGCCCUGUGGGCAGAGUCAAGGGCCUGAGAGGCCUGGGGCCCAUGAGGUGGGUAGAGGGUGGGGAGGGUGAAGGCCUGGGGUCCUCGAGGCCUCUCCAGGUGGCAGUCAGGGAGGUGGAGCAGGAGCUGACCCUGUGGACAAGGUGUCAAGGACUGUCAGGAAGCAGGAAGGAUGGGGCUCUGGGUGGGUCAGGAUGGAGCUGACCCUGUGGACAAGGCAUCAGGGAUGGUCAGGAAGCAGAAAGGGCAAGGCCCCCGGUGGGGGGUGGAUCAGGACAGUCCUGACCCUGUGGACAAGGCAUCAGGGAUGGUCAGGAAGCAGGAAGGAUGGAGCUCUGGGUGGGUCAGGAUGGAGCUGACCCUGAGGACAAGGUGUCAGGGAUGGUCAGGAAGCAGAAACGGCAAGGCCCCUGGCGGGGGGUGGAUCAGGACAGACCUGACCCUGUGGACAAGGCAUCAGGGAUAGGCAGGAAGCAGGAAUGAGGGGGCUCCUGGUGGGCAGGUCAUGACGAACCCAGGUAUGUGCCUGGCAUGGGGCUCCUGGGAGGGGACAGCCUAAGAACUCCCAAAUGAGUCCAUGCUGUCACUGCAGAUGGGGAAACUGAGGCUCGGAGAGCAGUAGGUGGUUGCUCAAGGUCUCAUCCAUCAGGAAGGGGCUCCUACCCCAUGGGCACAGCUGGGUGUCGACCAGCUUCCAGGGGAGUCUCCUGUCCACUUGGGUUUGAGGCCCAGAAAUGGGGCUAAACAACCCCUGAGCCUGCCUGUCCACCUCCCAUUACCUGAGCCCCUGUCACAGCCACGGCCCAGAGUGUCCCACUUUACCCGUCCACAGCCCAGAGUGUCCCACCUCACCUGUCCACUAGGACAGGCACCGGUGCUGCCCAGUCUGGAGGACCCAGAGGAGUCAAUGGGCCUGCACUGUGGGCGGGCCUCCACAGAUGUUUGAUUCCUGAGACAGGUCAAGGAGCUGCCCCAAAAGACCAAGUCAGGGGUUCUCCCUCCAUGACUGGGGAGGGGAGAAGUAGAGGGAGUCCCAGGGAGGGAAGAGAGGGCCGUGAGAGAACCAAGCCCAGGGUCUCAGGCAGACAGCAGAUGGGAACUAGGACCCAAUGCCCAGGCAGGUCCAGACACAGCAGAGGCUGGGGCAUGGGGAGUGAGCUCCUCCUUAGAGGGAAGGAGAGAGACACGGGGGUGGGGGAAGAUGGGAGCACGUGGGGCAGGGUCUUCCUAGGGAAGGUCACAUCAACCUAGGAGAGGCUCAAGACAGAGACAGAGAGACAGACAGAGACACAGAGAGGGCCCUCAGAGACCAUGGACCCUUCCCGCGCCCCAUGUCAAGUCCUGGUGCCCAGAAGUAGGCUGGAGAGGCAACCGGGGUGGAGAUGAGCUCUGGACACAGCCCACUGAGACAGGUCUGCCCCAUGACAGGGUUGGGAUGGGACCUCCCAGAUCCAUAGAUCCAGUUCCCUGAGCAUGAACACAGCUGUGUCCAGGACACUCACUGUCCCUUCUCCCUACCACACCACGGGUGACCCAAACCCAGAUGACGAAGCCAGAGCAGUUGGAAGUUGGUUAUCAGUGAUGUUGUCCAUGAGAUGAGAAGUCCAGGAACAAUCAGGGCCUCCAGUCCAUUCAUUCUGGUUCAAACCCCUGCUGAGAGUUUGCAUUUCCACCCCAGGUCCACUGCAGCAGAACCCAUGUCUUAACAAGAUCCCGGGUGAUUCUUAUUCACCAGGGAUCCGAUCCCCCCUGCACCCCCCACCCCCGCCAAUGAAUGGAUAUGAAGUGAGGCAGACCCCCAACGGUGCUGCUGUCCUUACCUGGCUUCCUCCCCUACUGCAGAAUGGUUUCUUUUGCCAGGCUGCCCCUUCAGCUCUGCACCUGAAUCCUGCUUUUGUUUGGAGGUUGUAUGUAAACCCCACUGCACCUCCGCAGUAGGAUUAAGGAUGUUGCUCAGGUAACUAGUAUGAACUCCCUGCUUGUAAACCGUUUUAAAAAUAACCUGCCUGCCCGCCCUCGGUGAGCGGUCUUGGCAGCAGUAAGCAACUCUGUUACCUGAUUAGGGUCCGUGCUCUCUGGAGCAGUCGAGCCAACGAGACAUACUCCAAGUCAGAAAGAGUGAGAAAGUUUAUUAAGGAGAUGCAUACAUCACCAGGGACCCAGCAGCAACACAGCUGUCUCUGUGGAGUCCCAAGGAGCAGUUCUACAUUAGAGCUUAUAUAGAAUCUUACAGGGGUUACAAGUGUCUUUGUAGUCCCCUGCCAGACAUUUCUUUAUUAGGCUAAAGACAUACCUAUCUGGUACCUGGGCUCCAACUUUCCUGUGGGGGUUGUAUGCCACAGGUAGUCCCACCAGAACGAAUGGUUAUUUGCAUUGGUUUAAAACCAAGAACAAAGUCAUUAACAUCUGGUCAAAACAAAGUCAUUAACAGAGGUAUGUGAGGAGGCAGGCAGAGGAAGAACAACUUAUAGAUUUAUCACAGCCUUAGUUAUGUUAAGCUCUCAGUUGCCUAUUUUGAAAAAGGAGAAAAUAUGCUGGGGAGUAUUGGGGUCACACCGCUGACUCCAUUUCCUUGUACAACAAAAUAAAGGCGCCUUUUUGUUCUCCCACCGCGGCCUCUCGUUUAUUGGCCAAUACGAGUCAUGUCGAGUAAGAAACUGGGAUUUCCACCCAGUAACAGAAGCCUGGUUGUUAUGGAUUUGGUUUGUUCUGGUUCAAAAUCCUGAACAAGCCCUCCAGCACACAGGUGCAGAGUGGUGGCUCCCAAUUUGAUCAGUCAAACCCGGAGGCAUGACCCAGUCGGCUCAGGUGGGAGCAGGCCAGGCCAUGGUUCCCAGCUGCCCAGGUGAUGGUACAAUGCAGGGACUGAGAAGCACUGCCUGUCCUGGACAGAAGGUAAGCAGAGAAGGGGCUCCCAGCGCAUGGGGCUCGUGCUCUGGAGGAGGGGAUUGGACAUCAGGAAGUAAGCAAGACUCACUUAUUCACCAGGUAGCAGAAACACAUUCAAACGUGAAAGACACUGAAGGUUCUAGAGAAAACAAAGAGCAGCUCCCAGGCCCCCACAGCCAGGGCAGGCACCUAAAAGGUCAAAGAGUUUACCCCUAACCCAGUGAGGAGUAGCCCCCAAAUUGGGGGGCUCUCUGCCCUCAGGGGCCGGUCUACCUGUCCACUCCUACCUGUGCUGCAAGGCGCCCAGGACCAGGCCCUACUGUUUGCGGGAGCAGACGGGGGCUUCCAGGGCAGAUCCAGCCCAUACGUUGCUGACUCAGGGCCAGGGAUGGGGAGAGCUGGGGAGCACAGGGACCCCAGCCUCAGACCACA